ACGAAGUGGCGGUAAUGUAAAAUCGACGUAAUUUGGUUUACGGGUUCAAAGGUGAAUAUUGACGUUGCUCCGCUACGUUCGUAGCAUGGUAGCCAACAAUGGCAAAGCAUCAUCCAGAUUUGAUCUUUUGCAGAAAACAAGCCGGUGUUGCCAUCGGGAGACUUUGUGAGAAAUGUGAUGGCAAGUGUGUCAUCUGUGAUUCUUACGUGAGGCCUUGCACGCUGGUCCGGAUCUGCGACGAGUGCAACUACGGCUCCUACCAGGGACGCUGCGUCAUCUGCGGAGGGCCCGGAGUGUCUGACGCCUACUACUGUAAAGAGUGUACCAUCCAGGAGAAAGAUCGAGAUGGCUGUCCUAAAAUUGUCAAUUUGGGCAGUUCAAAAACAGAUCUGUUCUAUGAGAGGAAGAAGUAUGGCUUCAAGAAGAGGUGAAGAUACUGUCCAGUCUUCAUGUAUUGACGUGUAGUUUAAUGAUUUCAAUAAAAGAUCUUUUAUAGUCCUGUCCUAA
This is a messenger RNA of Phyllopteryx taeniolatus (common seadragon), 507 nucleotides long. It is a transcript of the gene phf5a, whose product is annotated as PHD finger protein 5A. The coding region runs from base 99 to 431 and encodes 110 amino acids. Gene Ontology annotation, cellular component: U12-type spliceosomal complex; U2 snRNP; precatalytic spliceosome. The transcript has 4 exons. Gene Ontology annotation, biological process: mRNA splicing, via spliceosome. The record is from RefSeq and is a predicted model, not a curated record. Lineage: Eukaryota; Metazoa; Chordata; Actinopteri; Syngnathiformes; Syngnathidae.